AUGACAACUGCCACUUUUAUCAAACGUUACUGUGGUAAUAGGGAACCCUGGAGCGUGUAUUCAACUGGGCGUGGCCUCACGGUGCUGCUUACGUCAACAGUACGUCAUCGGUUCAGAGCAGAAUAUGAAGCGGUCAAUGUUAGCGAAUGGCGGUUUCUGAAAUCAGCUAUGAAGUUGUUAGAAGGAGAGGGGCGACUCGUCACAAGUAAUGCAACCGUAUCGGUCAUGACAAAAACCCAUGCAAUUCACAAAUGGUAUAUCAAAGCUGCAAUACGAAAGUAUAUUCAGUUAUCGUGGCAGAUAAAGAAAAAUGAGAACGACUCAACUUCUUUCUUCAAGGUUUACAGAGGAAGAUCUGAGCAAGGUAUUCUGUUUCCGGGAACCGAGAUUUCUGGAGAAAGCGCGAGAUCUGGUAAUCUGACGUCACUGCUUUUUGAGCUAUACGUGGUUGUCGGAGUCUCUAUCGAAUAUGAUGACGUCUUUUCAUUGGUAGCCAGAUAUCGAACUUUAGACCCACCAAAAUGUUUCAAACGGAGCAGGUACCGUUCAUCACGCCCUCUUUUAUGUGUGGAGGAUAUGAAACUGACAGCGACUGACAAUAUUAAAAUCCACAAAUCGGCCUUCCAAAUUAACCAGAAUGGGACAUACAAGCAGUACUCCAUAGAAAUUGGACGGCCUGGUCUGGUUGCCAACUUCAAGCUUCAUCAACUUUGGUUCCCAUACAAAAAUAAUAGAUUGUGUCAUAAAGCCGGCAUUAUGUUGUAUACGGUGACGUCUCAACAACACAGACCAUUACUGGGCCCAAUCUGCAGUAGAAAUGCAAUUUUCCAAGAGCCCAUCCCGUUGCCUGAUACCACCGUACACGUUGUAGUCUAUGCAGAGCCUUACAGUGACAAAGUCGAGUUAAGCUCUGCCUAUUUUCUUGACAUAGAAUUAGAACUGGUUCAAGACUUCCCCCGUGGUCUACUUUCACCUCCUUCCGACUAUGUUAAUUCAACGAGGUUUUCAGGACAGCAGGAUGGAUUAACUAUUACAGUGAACAAUUUGACCACCGCUGACAGUGUUUCACACUCUCUUUCGCUGUCUCUCACGGAGAAUACUUUGAGUAGUCUUUCCCACAUUCUAAUAUUUUACGCUGGACAAUAUGACGACGUCAGGAGCGCCACCUUUUCAAUCCAAAUCAACGUAACCGAUUCACUACGCAGAGCACAUGCCACUGUUAAAAUGUAUUCGGAUUCCGAUUUACAAGAUUGCAUAAAGGCGAUGACAAACAUAGGGAAUGGCAAAGUGCCUUUACUGACAACUGCUCACUUUGAGGGGACGUCCUUUGACGUGGAGUACAGUAUACGUUGUCCUUGGGUGGCGAGUUCGUUCAGGCUACAUCUUGCAGUAUACACAGCAUCGGACUGCAUUGCAGACUACACAACCCCAUUGUCGUGGAAUAACGAUCAAGUUCAUGCUAUGGCAAUCCCAUUUGAUUGCUCACAUCGGCAUUGCAAUUGCUUCCACCAAUCUUCUCCUGUCCCACACCCGUCUCUUCAGCAAAAGGACCUCUACUAUUAUCACACCAAAUUUGGCACGGGGAUCGAUGGGCCUCCCUGGCAGUACUAUAUUAUUGAGUUACGCCCAGAGGAAUGUCAAUCACUCUCCUCGGCCCAUACUUUCAUCGAGAGCAAGCACGCGGAGAUACGAGAAUUCAUGAACACCACGGUAGGAGACAGCAUUCAGUUGGCUUACUGGAAACGGCCCACAUCGUCAGCCAGUGUCAUUAAGACUAUUGGGUCCUAUGAAGUCAACGUUCGACUUUAUUUUGAGAGCGACUACAUGAUGAGCCCCAAGAGACACCUUGAACUCGUGUACAGCUUAUUUCAGUACGACCUGACGAUAGACGGCGACACUUACGAAGCGUCAGAAUGCCGUGGUGGUGAAAUUGCGUUUGAUGGCGCAUGUUACGGUCUAAAUGCAUCUCCGGCUAACAUCACGUGGGCAGAGAGUGAAGUUGCGUGUAGACGCCUCGGUGGCAAUUUGGUCAGUAUUGUAUCUGAAAAGGAACUGAGCUUUCUGAAAACUGCAAUCCGCACCAGAUGGAAAAAUGCCAUCUAUUUACAGAAAAAGAAUGUGGUGUUCAUAGGAUUAAUGAAAGAGAAAAAUAAGAACUGGUUCCGUUGGUCUGACAGCAGUCCGAUAGGUGUCACUGACUGGUUCAGACCGUCUUGGCCCACUGACAUCAAUGUCACAGAUAUUCUGGAACACCCGAGUAUUUCUAAGCUACUGCAUCUCUACAGAUUCCUUGAAACCCAACAACCUUUAAUGGACGUCUCACUGAAUUGCACUAUGAUGUUAAUUCAUGGCGCAGAGCAGUUCACCAAUUGGGUUACGAUUCCUUGCUAUUUUCCAAUGGAGAGAGUAAGUUAUAUAUGUAAACGUAUGACGGAAUCUAAAUUAACAAAGCUGUCGAAGGAGACUCGAUCAUAUUUCAAGAAGAUAGGCAUAGACCAUGAUGUCUAUGAUGAUAAAAAACACGACAUCGGCAAAAGUGUCCCCUCCUGUGGGAGGGGUUGGCUGUAUCACCAGGGCGUAUGCUACAGACUCAGCAACUUGGACUAUGUUUUUAACACGUCAAACGUAGGCAGUUUCUCUUCCACAGGACCACGUCAUCCACCGUCACGAGCAGAACACGAGACCUGGGAAAGCAUGGCGCGCAUGUGCAACAUGUCUUUGGACGUCUGCAGACCUGCCUUCCCAAUGGAAACCAUGGCAACGACCCCAGAUUUGAUGUCUGCUCUAGAACGCUAUCAUCACGCUUUUGGAGAUGGCGGGGUGUGGAUCCCAGACAACGCUGGUACCUGUUCAACCCUAUUAAACGCGGGUAUGUCGCUCACAUACACCGUUGGUAAUCUUAAAACCUGGUUUAAAGAAUGUAACGUGUCUUUCCAAAAAGAGCAGUGGUUUCUUUUCGAACUGCUUAAAAAAAGCCCAUUGAAAUUACGUACUCCGUACAUAGUUCAGAACACGCGGCACGUCCUGUGUAGAACGCCUCCGGAAUAUAAAUUUAUGACCAAACCAACAGCGGACCCAACCCUGGACCGUAACGCGGUGGAGAAGUACUGCCCAUCCCCAUGGCACUUCCGGUGCUCUGACAAAACCUGCAUACUACAGCAUCACAAAUGUGAUGGCAUUAAGGACUGCCUGGACGAGAGUGACGAACUCGAUUGCCUUUACUUGGAUUCUUGUGAUAAACACCGCUGCUACCAUAAAUGCAACAACGGGCAGUACGUGCCUUUGUCAAAAGCGUGUGAUUUUAUAGCUGAUUGUAAAGACGCCUCGGACGAGUCGAACUGUGUGUUUCAGACUUGUCCCAACGAUACCUUCUCGUGCAAGAACGGUCAGUGUGUGUCUCUGGAUCAUCGCUGCGAUGGUAAAGUACAUUGUUUUGACGGGUCGGACGAGAAACAGUGCGACUUCAGUACAACCGCGUGCCUGAGAGGUACACGUGUGCCUGCCAUUUCUUCAAGCAUCUUGGCGCCAUUUUGUCCAUCUCAACUGAAUAUCACCUUGUUAUACCAAACACGCGAAACAUGCGCUGAAGGCACCUUUUCUUGCUCAGAUUCUGACCCAUCGUGCUAUUCACUGGCUGAAACCUGCAUUUAUGAGUUCGACGACCAAGGGCACUUGUUUCCAUGUAGAAUGGGCGAGCAUCUAUCAAACUGUGAAGAUUUUGAAUGUCCGAGCGAUUACUUCUUUAAAUGUCCUCGAUCGUAUUGUAUUUCCCUGUCCAGGGUGUGCGACGGAACAUGGGACUGCCCGUACGGGCUGGACGAGAAGAGCUGUGAACGCUACAGCUGCCCCGGCAUGUUCCGGUGUCAAGGUCACAGGGAGUGCAUACACCACGACCUCGUGUGUGAUGGCAUCGUGCACUGCAAAGACACUGGAGAUGAUGAAAAAUUUUGCAAAACCCCAAAAUGUCCGCUAGGCUGUUAUUGCAUGGGGUUCACUAUUGAUUGUAGUAUGAAUGAUCUCAGGGAGUUGCCGGCGGUUGACAAAGAAAUACGAGGUCUCUUUCUGCCUUUUAAUAAACUUGCUCCCAAUUCCUCUUCAUUUCACGGUUAUCACUAUCUACGCGUCCUGGACCUUUCGGAAAACGAUAUAAAAGAAUUAAUUCCGAACACUUUUCAAGAUUUAGUCAACCUUGUUGAAUUAAAUUUAGCUAACAAUGACAUUUCAGCGAUAAAGAAGGGGGCGUUUGUAGGACUGGCCAAUUUGAGAACAUUAAAUAUUGGAGGCAAUCCACUCUAUGUCUUGAAAAGCUUUGCUUUUUCGGAGCUGAAAAAUUUGCCUAGUUUGAACAUCUAUAAAACAAAACUUCAGACCAUAGAAAGCAAUGCUUUUCAUGGGAUGUCGGAGCUGAAAAAUCUAAGCAUCGAACAGUCAGACUUAACAACUGUCACAAACCACUCUUUCAGCGGUCUUCAGAAACUAGAACUACUAAGUCUUGAUGGCAACAAGCUCCCGCCGCAGUCCGUGCCUUAUGGAAUAUUCCUUAAUUUAUCGGAUAACAUCACCCUGAACACUGGCUCGUUCCGCCUGUGUUGUCUUGCCCAACACAUACCAAACUGCCUGCCGCACAGUAACGAAUUUUCGUCGUGCGAAUACCUCAUCGACGACAUGGUCAUUCGGCUGCUGGCGGGUUGUCUGGCAGGUGUCGCAUUCACUUGUAAUCUCGUAGUUAUCAUAUGGCGUUGCACCAAAGUGAGCAACUCCGAAAAAAUCAUUCCUCUUCUUCUAGAAAACAUGGCCUAUUCCAACAUGCUUAUGGGCCUCUAUUUGGUGAUCGUGACGUCAGCAGACCUUCACUACCGUUUCAUCGGUCCCGUCUACGCCGUGGAGUUUGACGAACCGUGGAGGGACAUGUUCUGGUGCAGGUUUGCCGGAUUCGUGUUUGUGUUAUCAAACCAGGUUUCCAUGUUAACAGUUGGCAUAGUGAUGUACGAGUGCUACGCAUGCGUAGUGCUUCCACAUCUAAGCAACUUCCGAUUGAAGCGCCGGACUGCUUUCAUAUCUAUAGCGUGGUUAUGGAGCGUCUCUAUGCUAUUUAGUCUGCUGCCUUUUCUGGGAAUUCCGCGCCUAAAUGUACGGUCCCCAGUAUGCCAGAUAUUCCAUUUCUCUCAAGGCACGGAUCAAGACUGGGGGUACUUCACCUUCAUAUUCCUGGGCUUCUACAGCCUUGUUCUCGUGGCCAUCACGUACGGCCUUCUACGGAUUUGGUGCCACAUUCCAAAAAAGGACCAGAAUCUUGACGAAGACUAUUUCGCCGAACGGACCGCCAUUAAGAGACGCGUUGUCCGCGUGGUCACAAUGGACGUUGCCUGCUGGUGGAUGGUGCAUAUUUUGGGUAUUUUGGCCCUUGCUGGGGUACAAAUAGACAAGCAACUCUCAGCGUACACAAUGCUGGUCAUAUGGCCGAUGCCGGCUGUGGUCAAUCCUAUAUUAUACUUUAUAUUUUAUAUCAAGAAAGGAAUCAAAUACCCGGAUUACAUGGAAGUAUACGAGCCUUGUGAAAAGCACGUGUCGUUUUUCGGGAUGGAAGUUGAGACUUCCAUAUAA
This is a messenger RNA of Lingula anatina, 5604 nucleotides long. RefSeq lists its product as uncharacterized. Gene Ontology annotation, biological process: adenylate cyclase-activating G protein-coupled receptor signaling pathway; hormone-mediated signaling pathway; activation of adenylate cyclase activity. NCBI's taxonomy places the organism in Eukaryota, Metazoa, Brachiopoda, Lingulata, Lingulida, Lingulidae. Gene Ontology annotation, molecular function: protein binding; G protein-coupled peptide receptor activity. The record is from RefSeq and is a predicted model, not a curated record. Gene Ontology annotation, cellular component: plasma membrane.